CUCUUUCUCCCGGCUACCCGGCAUCCUUUGCAAAGUGGCAACGUAAGCCGGUCGUGGCAAAGGCGGCGCCUGCGCAGUGAAAGGCGUUAUAAAAAAAAAAAAAAAAAAAGAGCCGGCUGAGAGGUUUUUUUUCCACCCGGCCGGUUGACGGACUGACGGCAAACGGUGGUUCGCUCGCCCGACUCCGGAGUAGCCGCUUUGCCCUUUUCGCCUAGUCGGGACCAUGGCAAGUCCAAGAACAAGGAAAGUCCUUAAAGAAGUCAGAGUGCAAGAUGAAAACAAUGUUUGUUUUGAGUGUGGUGCAUUUAACCCCCAGUGGGUGAGUGUGACCUAUGGAAUCUGGAUCUGUCUGGAGUGCUCGGGAAAACAUAGAGGCUUGGGAGUUCACCUGAGUUUUGUGCGCUCUGUCACAAUGGACAAAUGGAAAGACAUCGAAUUGGAGAAAAUGAAGGCUGGCGGUAACCUUAAAUACCGAGAAUUUUUAGAGUCUCAAGAUGAUUAUGAUCCUUGCUGGUCGUUGCAAGAGAAGUACAACAGCAGAGCUGCGGCACUCUUCAGAGAUAAGGUGGCCGUCUUAGCUGAAGGUAAAGAAUGGUCCAUUGAAACUUCUGCUGCUCGGAAUUGGAGUCCUCCGCAGCCCAAGGUUGCUUUGUCCUCAGCUCAUCGCUCUGGAGGGCAACCGCAGAAUGCCGGCCCCACUUCUGAUAAAGCAUUUGAAGACUGGCUGAACGACGACGUUGGUUCCUAUCAAAGCGGCCAAGAAAAUCGCUAUGUCGGGUUUGGGAACACAGUCACUCCUCCAAAAAAGGAAGAUGACUUCCUGAACAACGCCAUGUCUUCUCUCUACUCGGGCUGGAGUAGUUUUACAUCUGGAGCAAGCAAGUUCGCUUCAGCAGCUAAAGAGGGUGCUAGCAAGUUUGGAUCUCAAGCAACUCAAAAGUUUUGGGGCCAGAAACAGCAGGCAGAGCCGGCUUCAGAGUUAGGUCAGAGUUUAAGUGAAAAUGUUCUCAAACCUGCACAGGAAAAGGUGAAAGAUGGAAAAAUUUUGGACGACGUUUCCCAGGGAGUCUCGCAUUUUGCUUCCAAGGUCCAGGGAGUAAGUACUAAAAGCUGGCGAGAUAUGACCACUUUUUUUUCUGGAAAACCAGAUGGGUCCUCUGAAAGGCCCCCGGAUACAGAGAGCUACCAGAACAGUAAAAGCGACGGCUACCAGAACAACACCGCGGAGCAGAGCUUUUGGGAGACCUUCGGCAAUUCAGACCCACCCAAAACCCACAAGUCCCCAAGCAGCGAUAGCUGGACGUACGUGGACAAUUCGAUGGAGAAGAAGAGCUCCGACAGCUGGGAUGUUUGGGGCUCAGGUACCGUUUCCAACAACAAGAACAGUAAUGGUGACAGCUGGGAAAACUGGGAGACCAACUGGGAGAACGCCGCCGGGGAGGGCAAAGCCAAAAAGACUGCCAAGAAGACCCCUAAAGAAGCCACUUCAGCUCCUGAAGACGAAUGGGACAAUCACAACUGGUAGGACUCGUUCUCUCACCAGUAUAGCGGAAGUCGGGGUGGGGGGAGGGGAAAAUAUCACACCUCCGAUGGAAGAAUCUCCCACAUAACUGGACUAACCGACAUCCUUCGACGGGAGCCUCUUUAAACCCCGCGCCUGCUGUUCCAUUCUCUUUCCACUUCCUGUUUACAACCACCGUCGUAUCAAAAAAAACCAAAACCACGUGAGUUUGCGGAUUCUUGUAAUUACCAUACGAAGAGCCAAAUCACCGUCACGGAAAUGACCGUCGCGUCAGUUAUAUCCUCGCCGUGGGGUUUGCCCAGCUUCCUUAAAACCUGAGAAUCUUCUGGAAGAAGCAACUCCAUGCCAGCCUACCAUCCCAGCACAACGUUCGCAUGUGUCGUUCGGCAUACUCGCACAACAUCUUUUGGGGGGGGGGACUUCGGCUGAUGUUUCGGAGGACUUCUGGGUAGUCUUGAUACGUGGGGCGGGGUGGGUGGGUAGGGAGGGCUAUUUUAGCCAAGUAACAUAUUGUGACAGAGAUGGGAUGGCUUGCAAUUGAGCCAAAAUAUAUUAUUUAAGAUAUUGUAGAAGAAAUUGUAGAUGGAUCCAAGUUUAUUUAAGGGUGUUUUUUUGUUUGUUUGUUUUUAAGGACGCUGUCCGCUUAAUAACUUCAGUUACUUAGAAGGAAACAAACAGCAUUUCUAAAAGCUUUUUUUUAAAAAAAAAAAUCCCGUUCUUAGCUUUAGCUGCUUUCAACAGGUGUGUGUAAGAUUCCUCAUCCUUUCUUCUUUUUUCCCCCACACCCUUAUACAUUAAAUUAAAUCUCCUGUAUUUUUUUUUUCUCCAUUUAAGGUUCCAUACGUUCCUCAAUUUUAGCAUAAUUGCUGGAUACAAACAAUGAAGGAAAAACAGACAGGAUAGGUGACAAUUUUUCAAAACGGGACCCGCCAAUGUCAAAAGCGAACAUUUUUUUAUAACCAAACAAAUAAUUUGGAACUUCGCUCUUAUAAAAUUUCGUUUAUAAGAUUCCGCGUUAGAUUUCCAGCUUACUCUUUCCCUUCCGCUCCCCCCUGUGCCCGGAAGGAGACUACUGAAAAAUAACCCGAUUGCAAUGUUUAUCAUUCUGAGCUAUGCUGCAUGAAUUUGAGAAGAAGAAGAAGAAAAAAAAAAGUAUCCAGUAUCCUUUUCUACAAGGUCUGAUGUCAAUUCUGUUUUUGGUGCUUGUGAUCAGUUAGAUUGUUUUUUUUUUAAAAAAAUAAUCUAUGUGUAUUUAAAUACUGCAGUGUUAGACCACUAAGACGCAGGAAACACUGAAUCGUGGUAUAAUUGGCUGGAUGUCACAACGAGGCUUUUCAGGAACCAGGAUGAAAAUCUGGUGUCUUUAUCUAAGAAAAACCUUUGGCUUGGCUAAUGAACUGUGUGAUUUCUGAGCGCCUGGAUACUUGGAACGUCCAGUUUCUCAGAAUUUAGCUGAAAUCGUCUGCUGUAUAUAAACUGUGUGUGUGUAUAUCAGGGCACAUGGGUAAACACACGGAGAUCAUGAAGUAUUAAUAGUUUCCUACAAUUUUUAUGUAAUGUUCAAUAUGUCAGUAUCUUAUCUUGUGAAGAAAUAUGAAGUACUUGAUCUGAUUGUGUGGUACUUUUCGCUGGUUUUUUUUUUUUUAAUUGCUAGCAAAAUUUCUCCUCUUCUCUGGUGAUUUUUGCUUCCCCGGUCUCUGGUCCCAGUUUUCAUUCCCUUUGGGCUUUCUAAUCAGACUAAGGUGGUUAGGUUGUCUGUGCCUCUUUUCAAGAAUAUGCUUUCUUUUUUUCUGCCAAACUUUGGAGAUUUUGUGACCUCAUAAAAACCGCACCUUACUUUCUGUUUUCUUUUUUAAAAAAGUGUGUCUCAGCAUAGAGUUGGCUAUUUCUUUGGCUGAUUUGUCCGUUUUUCCUAGCGGCACGUGAGUUUUUAUUUUUCUUCAUUUUCUGUUUCCUGGAUUUCUCUUAGAAACUUCAUCGUGUAUUUUGCGUGGGAGAGCGAGCAUCGGUUUCUACCUUAAUUUUGCUCAUCUACUCUAUAUGCUGUUUAAAAAUCAUUGAGCUAUGGAAUUCAAGGACAUACUUGAACUCGCUGUCUCUCUUAAUGUAUAUUUUACCUCACAGAAGAUUUCUUCAUCUCCUUAAACCAGCAUUUCUCAACCUUGGCAAGUUUAAGAUGGGCAUGGACUUCAACUCUCAGGAGAGCAGAGCUGGCUGGGGAAUUCUGGGAGUUGAAGUCCACCCAUCUUAAAUUUGCCACGGUUGAGAAACAUUGUCCUAAACUCCUUGCAUAAAAACAUAUUUAUUUUUAAAGCACCCAAUUCUGGGUUAUAGCCAGGGUGGAUAAAAAUCAAUGAUUUUUUUAAAAAAAAUCAAAAAAAUCAGAUUUUUUUUAUUUAAAUUGGAUUUUUUUGAUUUUUAUCGAAUUUAUUUUAAUAAAAAACUUUUGGGGUCAAAAUCUAUCGUAAGAUAGUUUUCUAUUUAAGAUACAUAAAUAAUUUAGUUUAUUCAGCAUGAAAUGGAGCUUAGUUAUGUAGCACGAGGCUGUAUAUUCUGCAACACUGGGACUAUCGGUGAGUCAACAGUGGGUCAAAGGAGUAGCAGAGAUGACAGCUGCUCUUUAAAAAUUAUGAUUUAAAUCGAGUUGAUUUAAAUCAAGCCUUUUUACUAGUGAUUUAAAUAAUGAUUUAAAUUGUGAUUUAAAUCAACUUGAUUUAAAUCAAAUCCACCCUGGUUACACUUAGCGGUUUCUCAGUUCUGUAGCUUGCUGCCUCUAUGGAAGAAAAGGCACCACUCUUGAUGUCAUAAGAAAUGCAUCAUAGGUUUCCAAGAUAGUUCUUUUUCAUAGCCACCUACCAUAGCAACACUUCGAUCAACAAAAUCUUUUUAAGAAAUUGAGUUAUAAAUAGAUAAACCAGAGAUCCGAGUUAUCAAAUUUCAAAUUUAAUCGUACGGGAUUUCCCAAGUGGCCUACAUAACCAAGUGACAUGUAUUUGAACCUAUCUUAUUUAUUUAUUUAUUUUGUGACAUUAUUGGAGGAGAGAAAAAAAAAAAAACCUAGGGGUUUUUGCUACUAUAAUUCUAUGUAGCAGGUGUCAGCAACCUGUGGCUCCAGAGCCGCAUAUGGCUCUUUGGGCCCUCUGCUGUGGCUCCCUGUCGGGUGAUCUCACCACUGGCUGGCCCCUCCCCUCCCAGUCACUCCUCGCCUGGCCUGAGGUAAGGGCGAUGGCGGGGGAUGGAGAAGCAGGCGAGGCAGAGACAGAGAGAUUACAGAAGAGAGGGGGAGGGAGGGAGAGAGAGAUGUGAAAAGGGUUUUGUGGUUCUCGGUGUUUUUUAACAACCAGUUCUCUGCCCUAAUGACAAGCUGGGUAGGCGUGGCUAGGGAGUGAUCAUGUGACUGGUGGAAAUGAAUGACAUUGAGUUGGCCACGCCCACCCAGGUUUUGUGGCUCACCAUGUUUUCUGUGGGAAACAGGUCCAAAUGGCUCUUUGAGUGCUUAAGGUUGCAGACCCCUGCUAUAUAGUAAAGAGAGCAAUUUAAGUAGGAUCAUCUACCUUGGAGUUAAGAAAUAGACGCUGCAGAGCUCUUCUGCAUGGCUCGCGAUUUAUAUCUUCAGUUUAGUACAGUAAAGAAACUCUGAUUCAGCCUUCCCCGGCCUCACGCCCUCCAGAUAGCUAUCCGGUGUUCGUUGGGCUGUAGCGGAAAUUGGUUUAACUCCGCCAGAAGGCGUUAAAUUACGGAAGGCUGCCGUCAAACUCGACUGAAACCAAAACCCGACAUCGGUAUGUUUCCGAACCGUUUUCUUCCAUUGCACGUUGCUGAGAAUGCAACCCUGUAUAUAGAGCUAGAGUUGAUGACUUGAGAUCUCUCAUUUAUACUCUUGCUGCGGUCUCUUUAAUUUCCCUUAAAAUUCUCCCAUCUUUUCCCUGUCUUCCAUGGUAGGCAUUUAUAUGUAUGGCUGUAGUCAUUCGUACAAUAACUCCCCAUGUCAGGGAGCGUCCUCCACUUAAUUGAAUCCCGAAAGGAAGAUAUUGAAGUGUACCUAAUAUCACGUCCGUGAGCUCGAUUGGGAAAUCAGAAACGCUUCAUAGAAGCACAGUGGUGGCAAACCUUCUAUUUUCCGCACUAAGGUUUAAAUCUGGCAAAUUCUGGGAGUUGAAGGCCACAAGUCUUAAAGCUGCCAAGUUUGAAGACCUCUGGUUUAAAUGAAUGGAAAUGGUAGGCCUCCAUCUCUAGAAGAUGCAGGAUGUUCAAGGGUCAAAGCUUUUGACAAAUGUAACUAGAUCUUAACCUCCUUCCUCUCCUGGUUGGAAUAACUGGUCAGUAGAUUUUUUUUUUGUUCUGUUUCUUUUUCAGAAGAAAGCUGGGUUGUGGGAUAUAUGCGAUUCUUUCCGACUGUACAGUUUUGACAGUCCUUCGCAAAGGGCUGCUGAGUUAUGUUCCUUUGUUUUGCAAAACGGUACUGAACCUGAGCCGACAGUGUCAUCUCAAAGAGAAACAAUAAAGUCAGAGAAAUGGAACAAAGCCAUUCCGACAUCCUCAUAAGUGGCUUCACGUUGCUUUGACAUUCACGUUUGCAUUUUGCACAGAAAUGUGAGUUGCAUCGGUGGGAGCUUCCAUGUUCUUUUUGGUUUGGGUUUGUCUCUAAGCAGGGACGCGGUGGCUCAGUGGCUAAGACGCUGAGCUUGUCGAUCGAAAGUUCAGCGGUUUGAAUCCCUAGUGCUGCGUAACGGGCUGAGCUCCCGUGACUUGUCUCAGCUUCUGCCAACCUAGCACUUCGAAAGCACGUAAAAAAUGCAAGUAGAAAAAUAGGGACCACCUUUGGUGGGAAGGUAACAGCGCUCCGUGCACCUUUGGCAUUGAGUCAUGCCGGCCACAUGACCACGGAGACGUCUUCAGACAGCGCUGGCUCUUCGGCUUUGAAAUGGAGAUGAGCACUGCCCCCUAGAGUCAGGAACAGCUAGCACAUAUGUGCAAGGAGAACCUUUAUCUUUACCUUGUCCCUAACCUCAAUCUUGGUUAAUGCAUUAGGCCUUUGUUUGUUUGUUUUUUGGGUAUUGACUUUAUUAUUUUUCCAAAUAAUUCAAGGUGGCAAACGUAUCCAGCACACCUUCCCCUUUCUCUUUGCUCCACAACAACAACCCUGUGAGGUGGGUUGGGGCCGAGAGAGAGUGACUGGCCCAAAGUCACCCAGCCGGCUUUCAUGCCUAAAGCGGGAUUAGAACUUGCACUCUCCAAGUGAUUGGCCCAAAGUCAACCAAUUGGUUUUCAUGACGAAAGGGGGACUAGAACUCUCCGUCUCCUGGUGAUUGGCCCAAAGUCACCCAGAUGGCUUUCAUGGCUAAGGUGGGACUAGAAUUCACCGUCUCCCGCUUUCUAGCAUUAAUAACUUGACAAAACGGGAUCUCCACUUGAGAAGGAAGGGGUGUUCUCCAAUAAAACAAUUGUCUUGCAUUGGAAAAAAAAUAACCUCAUAGCAACUUUACAAGAUGUAGUGUUGGUUGUAUGCCAAGUUGAGGACAGGCUCUGGGAGAUUUUGCAGACCCAUAAGCUGAGGAGACUUUAGAAGAUCGGCUUACGAAGAGAAUUUGAAAAAAAAAAAUCCACUAAAAAAUAAAAUAAAAUCGCAAGGUGACGAUACGCCUCCCGCUUUCAAAUACCAUCGAUGGUUUCUAAAAGUUGGUGGAGGGAUAAUUCAACCUGUUCUGAAAAUUUAGACCAGUGUUUCUCAACCUUGGCAACUUGAAGAUGAAUGGACUUCAACUCCCAGAAUUCCCCAGCCAGCUAUGCUGGCUGGGGAAUUCUGGGAAUUGAAGUCCAUUCAUCUUCAAGUUGCCAAGGUUGAGAAACACUGAUUUAGACCAACUUAUAAGAUGAACCUACCCCACUGUAUAUCGAGGGGGGCUGUGUGGAGAGGGUUUCUUCUUUUAAAUUCUUGGAGGUGCUUAUUAGUCAAAAUCUCACCUGGAAAAACAACACGUCCCUUGGUGAUUGGCAAGGCCCAAAAGAGACUUCAUUUCCUUAGAGUCCUGCGACAAAAUCAGGUGGAACAACAGCUGAUGACCUCUUUCUAUCGGUCCACGAUAGAAAGCGUCCUCACGUACUGCAUUGAAGUACGGUACGCUGGUUUAACUGCUGCGGACAGGAAGGCACUACAGAGAGUGAUCAAUUCGGCACAAGAAAUCAUUGGUCGCACUCUUAACACACCACUGGAUGACAUCGCCAGGUCUCUCGCUGCUUUAGCAGACUAAGGCAGAUACUCAGAGAUGAUUCAUACCCUGGUCUGUGUCUCUUCGCACUUCUACCAUCAGGCAGAAGACAUCGAAGCAUAGCCAGCCGAACAAAUAGGUUUAAUAAUAGUAUCUAUCCUUGGGCCACAAUCACUCCACGCACACGCAGAAAUGUAUGACUAGUUUUUCUUUUUUCCCUAAUGACUUGCAUAGGGAUUAUUCUUUAUACUAUUUUAUGUUGUUUGUAUUUUUUUUUGUCAUGGAUUGCACCAGUGAGUCUAAAACCAAUUUUGUUGUAUAGAUGAUGUACAAUGACAAUAAAGGCUAUACUAUAAGAUGU
Molecule: messenger RNA, 8092 nt
Organism: Pantherophis guttatus
Lineage: Eukaryota; Metazoa; Chordata; Lepidosauria; Squamata; Colubridae
Gene: ARFGAP1
Product: ARF GTPase activating protein 1
Biological process (GO): regulation of ARF protein signal transduction; regulation of endocytosis
Cellular component (GO): Golgi membrane
Molecular function (GO): GTPase activator activity
Source: RefSeq, a predicted model, not a curated record